CUCCUUUGUUUCCCGACAGCUAUUCUUUCCCUUUCCUACUCAAAGCUUGUGGGCGUUGCUUGUUUCCUCAAAAGGGUCAAGAGCUUCAUUGCUUGAGCUUCAAACUUGGAUUUGAGCUCGAUGUCUUCGUUCAGAAUGGGCUCAUUUCCAUGUACUCUCUGUGUGGUCUUAUGGAGGAAGCUCGAAGAGUUUUCAAUUUGCUUCCGGUUUUUGUUCGCGACGUGGUGUCUUGGAAUAGCAUCCUUUCUGGGUAUUUACAGUGCGAGCGCAAUGCGGAUUCCUUGAAGGUGUUUGUGGAAAUGAUGGAGGAUGGUUCGGUGUGGCCUGCUCAGGUGACUUUUGUGGGUGUUCUGACUGCUUGUGCUAGGAUUGGAUUUCUUGAUUUAGGGUGGAAAAUCCAUGGAUUAGUUUUAGGAAGUGGACUGGAAUUGAAUGUCUUCUUGGGUUCAUCUUUGAUCGAUAUGUAUGCUAAGUGCGGGAAGAUGGAGGAUGCGAGAAAAGUUUUCGACGGUAUUUCUAACAGAAAUGUGGUCUGUUGGAUUUCCAUGAUAGUGGGUUAUGCUCAGUCAGAUUCAUUCAAGGAGGCGAUUGAAUUGUUCAGAGAGAUGCAAUUACGUGGGGUUGAAGCAGAUGCGGCAACAGUUGGCAGUGUUGUAUCGGCAUGCGGGAAUUUAGGGGCAUUAAGCCAUGGUAGAUGGGUGCAUAGCUAUUCUGAAAGGUGGGGUUCUUUGAUGAGCCUCUCAGUGAAGACUUCUUUGAUUGAUAUGCACUCAAAAUGUGGAGAUAUAGAAAGGGCCCUCCAGAUUUUCCAUGAAUUGUCUAACAAAGAUGUUAUUUCUUGGACUGCUGUGGUUACUGGUCUAACCCUGAAUGGGGAGUCCAGGAGGGCUUUGCACUUGUUUUCACAAAUGGCAAUGUCAAGGGAUGUCAUGCCAAACGAGGUCACUUUUCUGGGAGUAUUGUCGGCUUGUAGCCAUGGUGGAUUUGUAGAAUUGGGUUUUGUCUAUUUCAAUGCCAUGUCUCAAAGUUGA
Ziziphus jujuba (common jujube) is the source of this 1031-nucleotide messenger RNA. RefSeq names its product pentatricopeptide repeat-containing protein At2g22410, mitochondrial-like. The coding region runs from base 150 to 1031 and encodes 293 amino acids. Gene Ontology annotation, molecular function: protein binding; RNA binding. The transcript has a single exon. Gene Ontology annotation, biological process: RNA modification. NCBI's taxonomy places the organism in Eukaryota, Viridiplantae, Streptophyta, Magnoliopsida, Rosales, Rhamnaceae. The record is from RefSeq and is a predicted model, not a curated record.